AUGGGUUCCCUUCUCAGGAGGCUGGAUAUGCUCCCUUGCACAGAUGAUGGGGGAAGCAUCUCGGAGCUAAAAGACUACAUUCACAGCAUUAGGGAUAAGCUGAAGAAGCUAUCGGAGGUACAGGACCCUCCCCUCACCGUGAAUUACUGGAUGAAACAUGCGCGCGAAUUGUCAUACGACAUAGAAGCAUAUCUCGACGGUUUAGAUGCACAGACGGAAAACAGUCUCAACGAUUCAGAUGCCAAGGAGGGAGACGAUCCCGAUGAUUCAUAUGCCAAGAUGAAAGACUGUAUCGACAAUUCAGAUGACGAGACGGAAUACUCGGUCGAUUAUUCACAAGACGAGAUGGAAGACAAUCCCGAUGAUUCAGAUGCCAACAUGGAAGACCCUAUCGAUGAUGAUUCAGAUGACGAGACGGAAGAGACUGUCGAUAAUUCAGAUAACAGUACGCAAGACUCUAUCUGCAGUUCAGAUUACAAGAUAUCAGGAUUCAGGACUCGUGCCAAGGGAAUGAUUGAUCGGUAUGAAAGGUUCGGUCUUGAUUCCGUUCUCAGUUGUCCUACAGCUGCAACAACUAUAGUAAGCCCUCGUCCCAGUAGGGAUGUGGUCCUUGUCGGCAUGGGCAACCAAAUAACAAAGCUUAUGUCGCUGCUGCAGCCGAAGGAUGAAAAUGAUAAUCAAUUAAAGAUUGUAUCCAUUCUUGGUGAUGAAGGAAUUGGUAAGAGCACGCUUAUCCAAGAAUUAUGGCGUGUAUCAUUUAAAGAAAAAGAAAUAUGGCCUGAACCGCAGUCAGAUGUAAAAAUUAAACGAGCUUUCGUACGGAUGGGUAAAAUGCCUGAUGUGAGGAUGAUUCUUCGAAGCAUACUGUCACAAGUCAGCCUGCAAGAACCAGCCAAAGAUAGUGGGGUGACAAAUCUCAUUCAGGAUAUCAGGAAGCACCUAGAACAGAAGAGGUUUGUCUUAGCCGUAUAUAUCGAUUCACAUGUUGGUUGA
Miscanthus lutarioriparius is the source of this 993-nucleotide messenger RNA. The record is from the annotation of a GenBank genome assembly. NCBI's taxonomy places the organism in Eukaryota, Viridiplantae, Streptophyta, Magnoliopsida, Poales, Poaceae.